Messenger RNA from Cuscuta campestris, 938 nucleotides. Lineage: Eukaryota; Viridiplantae; Streptophyta; Magnoliopsida; Solanales; Convolvulaceae. The record is from the annotation of a GenBank genome assembly.
ACCAAAAAAAACCAAAAUAAAAACCGUAAAAACCGAACCGAAUAACAAACAGUUUUCCUAUUUUUUAUACAAAAUCAAACCGAACCGAACCGAACCGCCAAUUUACACCCACCCCCUAAAAGUAGGUGUGAACCUACAUAUUGGUGGAGGGAGCAUAUCAAAACGAGUAGGAAAUUUCGGACCAAUUUUUUUUUAAUUUUGUCUUCGGAAGGUUGUUUACACCGAGUAGAACCGGAGUCGCUUGCCUCUCUCUGAGUUGUCUCUGCCAUCUUCGCACUUCAAUUUCCGGGAAAGAUCCUUCCCAUCCCUCUCCCAUCUCCCCUCUGCCUAUUUAUAUUCUCCACUUCCCCAUCAUCCAAUUCAUUCAAAUCACAAUCUACCGAGAAAAUUGACGGAGAGGGGUAUUUUUUUUUAAUUGGAUCCCGGAGGAAACGAAUGGCGUGCGGCGGCGGCAGCGGGAGAGGAAAGGAAGAGUUCGAGGACAUGCUGCCGGAGAUGGCGGAGAGGCUGGGCGGGGAAGGGCUGAUGAGAGAGCUGUGCAACGGGUUCAGUCUGCUGAUGGACGGAGAGAGAGGUGUGAUCACAUUGGAGAGCCUGAAGAGGAACUCGGCGGCGUUGGGGCUCCAAGAUCUGGGGGACGACGACCUCCGGAGCAUGCUCCGGGAAGGGGAUUUGGACGGCGACGGGGCUCUCGAUCAGAUGGAGUUCUGCGUUCUCAUGUUCCGGCUCAGUCCCGACCUCAUGCGCGAAUCCGAAGCUCUCCUUCAUCAGGCUCUCGAACAUGAACUCUUUGCCUUUUCCUCUUCUUCUUCUUCUUCUUCUUCUUUUUCUUCUUCAAAUUCAUGGUUUGUUUGAUCGAUUGAUUUCCGAUCAUCCUGAAUUCUUGAUCGAAUUGGAACGCUUUGAUGAGCACAAUGAAAUAUAUAAAAAGUCGUUUC